GAGCGCGGCAGUGGCCCUGGCAGCUGGCGGAGCGGCCCAGCCCGUGUGCACGUGGCGCCGGCGCUGCCUUUCGGUUGCCAAAAUUCAGGCUGUAGACGGCGAGAUAACAAGUUUAAAACCCCGGCUAAGCCAGAAGAGCCAAAGAGGGACCUCGCCAAGGCCACUCCUCGCUCUCUAGGCCGAGAAUACUGCGCAAAUUCUGGGAGGUUUGGGCCUGGCGGCUCUCCGUUCCCGACCCCCGGCGUGGAUUCGUUCCCGCGCUUUCUGGCGUGAGGGGUCAGAGGGCGCGCCGACGCUCAGGCGAACGGAGCGGAGGCGGCAGCGGCCAUGGGCGAAGCGGGCGCCGCUGAGGAGGCCUGCCGGCACAUGGGAACUAAAGAGGAAUUUGUUAAAGUCAGAAAGAAGGAUCUGGAACGGCUGACAACUGAAGUGAUGCAAAUACGGGACUUCUUACCCAGAAUACUAAAUGGGGAGGUGCUGGAGAGCUUCCAGAAAUUAAAGAUUGUAGAAAAAAACCUGGAAAGGAAAGAGCAAGAAUUAGAGCAGCUGAAAAUGGAUUGUGAGCACUUUAAAGCCCGCCUGGAAACCGUGCAGGCCGACAACAUAAGAGAGAAGAAGGAGAAACUGGCUCUUCGACAGCAGUUGAAUGAAGCGAAGCAGCAACUCCUGCAGCAGGCAGAGUAUUGUACAGAAAUGGGAGCAGCAGCGUGUACCCUCUUGUGGGGUGUCUCCAGCAGUGAGGAAGUCGUCAAGGCCAUUUUGGGAGGAGUAAGUAUGGAUAAAGCUUUGAAGUUUUUCAGCAUCACUGGUCAAACAAUGGAGAGUUUUGUGAAGUCGUUAGACGGUGAUGUCCAGGAGCUGGAUUCGGAUGAAAGUCAGUUUGUUUUCGCUCUGGCUGGAAUUGUCACGAAUGUUGCUGCUAUAGCAUGUGGUCGUGAAUUCUUGGUUAAUUCAAGCCGGGUGCUCUUGGACACCAUAUUGCAGCUUCUGGGAGACUUGAAGCCAGGACAGUGUACCAAACUCAAAGUGCUAAUGCUGAUGUCCCUAUACAAUGUAAGCAUCAAUUUGAAAGGCUUGAAAUACAUCAGCGAGAGUCCAGGAUUCAUCCCUUUGCUGUGGUGGCUUUUGAGUGAUCCAGAUGCAGAGGUGUGCCUUCAUGUACUGAGGCUUGUCCAGUCUGUGGUUCUGGAACCUGAAGUCUUCUCCAAGUCGGCCUCUGAGUUCCGGAGCUCCCUGCCCCUGCAACGCAUCCUGGCAAUGUCCAAGAGCCGCAACCCCCGCCUGCAAACCGCAGCCCAGGAGCUCCUGGAAGAUCUCCGCACUCUGGAGCAUAAUGUGAGGAGGCCAUGAGAACCGUCAAGAAGUUCAUGGACUCAGGAGGACGUCGUGAGCAGUGCUGAGGUCAUGGAAUGUGGGCUGGGACCUUGUGUUUGGUGACAUCCUGUAAGUACUCGGCUCGCUCAAGCUAACUGCCCGGCUGGGAUCACCGCUCUAGGAGGACUCAAGAGUUCAGAUGAGUGGCCCAGGGGCCCGUCAGUGCUGUGCACCUCUCCCCCCAUGGGUGGGGGAGGAGCCUGGGGACUUGGCCAGUCCUGGAGGAGCCCUGAGACCAGGCCCUGUGGUGGGCACCACGGCACGGGGAGGUGCCUGGAGGGCUGGAGCCCACUUGGGGGGCCAUGGUCAGUCAGGGCUGCAGAAGCAGAGAAAUGCGGGAUGCCCAUGCUGGCUGGGACUCGCCCACUGCCCUGCACAUGGCGAGUGAGGGAGAGAGGCAAGGCACCUUUCCAGGGGUGCAUGGGAGGCUGCGGUCAAAGGUCCUGCACACCCGCAUGCGUGCUCACAUCUGUAGCUGCAGACACUGACCCCCAGAGACCCCCGAGCUCAUGUGGGGCUGGUGUAGGCGUGGGGUGGACGCUGGGGCAGUGUGGGCUCCUCCUCCUCCUCCAUGCGCGUGACGGGGUGGGGGUGGCCCCUCCCCUUGCCCUGGGAGCUCCGGCCCCCUCCCCACCCUCCCUGUGGCCCCAGUAGACAGAGCCCUGGCCCCUGCCUCGGGCCAGGUUUGGCAGAGGGGGCCCUGGCUGGAAACUGGAGGCAGAUGGAGGGGAGCUGGGGUUGCGGGCUGGCCGUGUCCCCUAACCCCUACACAGCCCAGCUCUGCUCCUGCUCCGCCUGGGUGUUCUGCAGGCUGGGGUGGAGGUGCUCCAGGACUGCCCCACAGCCCAGGGCCACACACCCCUGGAGCGAUCCCUAUCUCUGUCUGCGCCCUGGCCUCCUUCCUGCCAAGACCCUGACUGAGUCAGUAGGCUUGACUUUCAUAAACUGGCCAACAAGAUUGAGACCACACUUGGAGUGGAAGAUGGGGCCGUCUUAAGCCCUUGCCCCCUGCACGGGUCAGCCUGUGGCCAACGUCCUGGGCCGAGCCUCCUCCUCUUGCUCCACGCUCUUCCCACCCUGAGAGGGGCCUGGUCUGGGUGGGUCUCCUGGGACCCCCAGUGUUCGAACAUGACCUGAAAAGCAGAAAUGGAGGCUGAAGCCUUGGCAAGGAGGCCAGCACUUCCCAAUCUCACCUUCCACAGCUGAUGUGCAGGGCCGGGGGAGUGUUGGUAAUCCUCCCAGGACACACGUCUGCAUUUAAGGGUGUGCCUGACAUGAAAGGAAAUUUAUUCAAUGAUCUUUGCUAAAGACCGGAAGGGGACUACUCAGGACCAGUGCGGUGGGUGCUGGGACCAGGGCAGUGGGAUUUUGCAGUGGUGGAGAGAGAUUUAGGCUCCACUCUGAAUAUGGCUCCAGCGAGUGGGAUUUGAUAGCCCAGGAGCAGAGUGGGGUCCUCGGAUGGAACAUCACUAAGAACAAACAGCAGGGGUGGGAGGGUUCUGGCUGAAGGGAGGCGGGGUCAUCCGUCAUCACCUGGGUGCCGGAGGACGAGCAUGCUGCCCUGACGAGGAUGAUCAGAUACGGGGCGGGGCAGUUCUGGCUGAAGUCACUUAGCAGUGUUCUUGCUAAAACCGGAUUUUGCAAGGAAGUGUGCAGGUGGCCUAGAAGGCUCAAGGGCCUGAUAGAGUUUGGCCAAGCAAAGAAUCUCGUCACUGAGAAUUAGAAUCAAGGGCAGGUGGCUAAAUAGUGCCUUGUGGAUUCUCUCCGGCUUUUGCGGCCCCUCCCUCCACAUCCUGCUCUGGGUAGCCCCUAUCCUGCAGCCAUGACCCAGAUUCCUGAAGAGGGGAUGACUAUACAGGGGCCUGGAUGCUGGGUGCCGGCCUCAGGGGCGGGAGGCACCGGGAGAGGCCUGGCCGGAGAGCCGCCGGGACCCAGGUCAGGUCAGGACCCAGUGUGUAGCGGAGCUUGGGCUCAUGAGGUCAGAGCUGGAGCCACUGCACAUCGUCUCCCAGGGCCGGGGCUCCCAGAGGACAUGCAGUGUCUGCAGUUUUCUGGGGUGCCCCCGUCCUCUGCAUGGCACUCUGCGUGUUGGGGGCCUAUUGCGAGCUGCUCAUCCUGGCUUCUUGGGAGCAGUGUGGCCUAAGCAAGGGAGGCUGCCCAGGACCGGCACCUGUGGGGCGGGGCUGGUCGCAGGGUCUCGGUCCCUGAGGGCUGAUUCCUGCUGAAUGCUUCAAUGGCCAAGGGUGGAUCCCUCUCCUUCCAGCCUGAGGCUGUUUCAGGAAGAAACAGUCAGGCCUCGGCAGGUUUCCCUGCCCAAGGGGAGAGUCUGAGGAGGGGCUGACUCGGCAGGUGGAGCAGGGGGCCACUUUCAUCGAGUUUGUGUUCAGAACUCACUCCAGGGUCCUUUUCUUUUGGGGCCAGGCAGGCAGCACCAUGUGGGACAUUAUUAGCAAGGAGAGGAGGGGCCCAGGAGAGCUCACAGGGCGUUUUGGGAGCUCCGUAGAUAGGCAGGUCCUGAGGACUUUUGGAAAGGAUAGAACAAGGUCCCGGGCAGCUUUGUGGUGGUUGAGAGCGAGGGAGGAGGUGGCCUCCCUGAGCGUGGAUGGCUGGAUGCAUGCCCCAGACCCAGGGGCAGAGGCUGAGAAGGGAAGUCGGGGGCCCAGGGACCACACUUGGCAGGGUGGAGGGGGCAGGGGGAGCCACUUGCUGGGGAAACUUCACCGGAUGAUCUGGGCUGAGGACGCGCGAGUGUGGAAGAAAUGGUACCUCCCCCAUGCCAGAUGCUGCCCACCACCGGCACAGGGUCAGAGUUGGGGUCAGCGGGGCAGCCGUGUGCCCCCAGUGGGAGCUUGGAGGUCACGGAGGAAAUGCGAGACCAGAUGCAGGCAGGGGAGUCCUCCGGAGCCUGCAGGAGGGGGCCGCUGGCUCAGGGGCACCGGGAGACCCCCACAUGGACAGGGUGGAAAGGGCUUUCUUCAAAGCCAGGAUCUUGUCUCCAUCACAGCGUCCCAGCAACGCAUUGGGAGUGCUUGCUGCCAGGAGGCUCCCCGGUCCCGCAGCAGCCCCUCAGCGGCUGCCCUCCAAGGAAGGGGCGCACAGACACUCCAAGGCUCCACAGCGCGUGGGCCAGGGGCCGGAUCUACCCCUGGGGCAGUGGGACUGAGCGUGAGCCCAGCGCAGCCCCUCUGACUGCGUCAUUGUUAGGGGCCUUCUCGGAGCUAGCAGACCUAGAACCAGGCCUAGGGGGUGGGGGCGUGCCUGGAUGUGCACUGGGGGGGUGUCUGAACCCUUAGUUAGGACUGCGGGCCCUCCUUUCCACUUCCUUCAGUUCCUGGGGUCUGGGGCAUCCUAGCCAUGCGUGGGGCCUCCCUGCUGGGAUUGGAGACCCCCUGACAGCUGGGGCUGGUCCCAGCAUCUUCGCUCUUCCCCCAGGAGGACUUGGACGCAGGGUCUUCUCUGCUCCCCGUCACACAGAGGGUGGCACACCCGAUGGGAACUCUCAUUUAUCACCAAACCAAAAGAUGGAGAAACUGACAGAGAAGGGCUGCAAGCAGCUACGGCAGGGCGGUGUGUGGAAGCAGAUGGGAUGGGCAGAUGGAGGCGGGGGCCAGCAUCGCUGCCUUCUUGCCCCUCCCAGAGGACCCCAGGUCCCCAGCUCGGGCGCCCCACCCAGACUGGUAACGCCUGCGUCUGCUGUUUGGCACCGGGAGAUGAAUCACUUGCUUUUCAAAUUAGAAUCUUCCUUGCUGUCAGAAAUGUUUCUUCUCUACAAGGAAAUGGAGGUGAAAUUUUUAUAUGGGAAGGGUAGCUCCCUUGGCGAAUUGCAGGGCAGCGGAGGGCGGGUUCGGGGAGCCGAGUGCAGCCCGAGGUGCAGCUUUCAGGCUGGGAGGAAGCAGCUGCUUCCGGCUCCUCGGGACACGAGACGGGGACAGCGUGUGCUCGGCGGGUGGGAGUGACGCUGCCCACCUGCGGGCGUCUCCUGGGGAACGGGGUAUGUGGGCUGUGUGGCGGUACGGAGCCCAGCGCUGAUAGGAGGCUGCGCUGUCAGGCUGCAUUUGACCAUUUAUGGAACCAGGCCAUGAGGAGGCCCUGAAUUAGAAAGGCAUCCAGACCCAGGCUGCAGCCUCAGGCCGGGCACUGUCCCCUGCAUGGCUCCGGCGUCCCAGCUUGGUGUUAUCAGAACACAGAGGUUGAGGCUAUGGCUCCAUCUGGGCUGUUAGCACAGAGAAAAAAUGCCCAAAUGACUUGGUAAAGGGCGGGCUUCCUGGCCCCAUGGCUGCACGGGUGGGCUGGCUUCCUGUGUUUGCUGAGAUUUCUUUGAGGCAGCCCCACGGUAGAGUCCACUCUGGGUCCCGGCCCUGCGCUGGGCGCUGUGCUGAGCGCCUCUGUGGCUGCCAUCAUCUGAUUUUCAGCGCACUCACAGGCAGGCGCCAGGCUUCACUUUAAAGAUGGGGAAGCUGAGUCUCAGGGAAGUGGGGUCUGUGCCAGGGUCUUAGCAGGACUUCUGGGGUUGCUAGGACCCCCACGGGGCUGGGCUGGGGGUCUUCAUGCCAGGCCCAAUCCCUUUCCCAUAGUUCCCCCCGCCGGCACUACCCAACAUGUGGUCUCCGGUCAUCUCGUGCUGUCUCCACCCCUCCCUCCGCUUCUCUGCUGGAGUUGUCCCUGUCACCUUACCCCAGAGCCUUCUUUGUUCUUACAGUCCCAGGCGGAGGGUACCUCGGAGCACACUCUGCAGCCUCCGGCUCUCCCUCCUAAGUCCACCUGCCCGGCCGAUUGGGCUGUGUGGUCACUGUCCUCAAGACCUUAUGUGCCAUGAGGGCUCAGAGCCCUGAGCCUCAGCACAGGAAGUGCCACCCAGGCAGCCAACACCUGCUCAGCGGGCGGAUGGCCUUGCCGACUCGGCUUUGCUCCCGGGAGCCUCCUGGAGAAGAAGCCACAGGGAGACGGACAGCCCUGGGCGGCUCCAGCUUGCCAGCUCCACAUCCAAGGUCCUCCUUCUGGGGUGGGGUUACAAUCUGUUCAAAGCAUAUGCCCAGAAUAACAUUUUUGAAAGUCUUUAAAAAUGGGGUAAAGCUGACGUACCACGAAAGACACAAAUCUUAUCUCGUGCUCAGGUCUUUGCGUGUCUGCGCCCGUGUAACCGCCGUGCGUGUCAGUGAGUCCCUCCAAGAGCACGCCAGAACCACAGAGAACCCCUGGUCCCCCCCAGGGACUCCCCCGAGUCAUGACCCCCAGAGGUGACCUCUCCUGUGAUCUCUGACUUCCCAGCCUGUGGGGGUCUUGGGGACUGUGUUCUCCCUGCUGUUAGAGUACACAGGCCCUUUCUUUUCAUGGCUGUGCAGGGAGGGAGCGGGAGACACCACGGGUUGUUCCUUCUGCCGAGGGACACUGGUGACUUCAGGUUGUCUUUCUAUGGCUUUCGUGCUGGCUCUGGUGGGACCUGCGCUCAGCAGCAGACACUGGCCCUGGGGGUUGUGUGAAGCUUUGCUGCUAUUCCCCACAGGGUGGGGGGGGGCCAGUUACCCUCCCCCAUAGCUGUGGGGACUCCCGGGACCCUUGUCGUCAGCCUUUGCCAUCUCAGCUCACCUGGCGGGGGUAGAAUAACGUUUUGCAGGAAAGUUACAGACUUCCUGUCAGCUCAACUCUGCAGAAGAGGAGUUUGGUGGGAAGUUUUUCCAGAGUCUUCCCUCGGCCUGGGGCACAAUGUCACUGAAAUGCUGGAGCAAUCAGGGGCCAGCCCUCAAAUGGAGUCCUCGCCUCCCCACCGAAAGGCCAGGCCCGUUCAGAGAAGACCCCGUGGACAUGUGGGGCGUGCAGGCUAGGCGGGGUGGGGCUGAGUGGCCAGGUGUCAGGCAGGGCCUUUGGGAACAGAAGGUGGGUCCCUAGGGAAGUGGCGGUCACCGUCAGCCUGGCGAGCAGUGGCCCUUGUGGAAAGGGGGCUUCGGACGUGCUCGGGAGAUGCAGAACCCCGUCUGUGGGAGAGCUCCUGAGAGUUAGGGGCCAGGCUCAGCUCCCAAGGCUGCCCUGACAGAGGCCACACGCUGGGGAGCUAAGAUGCUGAGCCUCUCACAGCUCUAGAGACUGGAAUUGGGGAUCAGGGCAUCCUCAGGCCCCUGCCCACUCUGGAGGCCCGAGGAGAGGGUCCUCCCUGCCUCUUCCAGCUCCUGGUGACCCCGGGCGUCCCUCUGCGUGCAGCUGUGUGGCUCCAGUCUCUGCCUCCAUUGAAACGUGGCUGUCCUCCCUGCAUCUGUGGGGCUGACUUCCCUCUUCUUACAAGGAUGCCGUCAUUGGAUGAGGGCCCACCAUACUCCAGUGUGAGCUCACCCUAACUUGAUUACAUCAGCAAAGACCCUAUUUCCAAAUAAGGUCACAUUCUGAGGUUCUGAGUUGACAUGAGUUUUUAGGGGGGCCUGCUCAGCCCAGGACAGUAUGUGGUUUAAGAAAGGGAUUUCCCCAGAAUGAUCUGCCUGCCGUCUGCAUCCAGCCGCAGACCCUGGUUCCUGCCGUCUGGUCAGGGCUGGCCCUGGGUGAGCUGGAACCCUCUGUCCCUGCACCCCCAGCACUCCCACCCAAAAUGAACUUUGGGGACAGACAUCACAGCUUAGGGCACCCGUGGGGUCUUCAGAGGCUGAGCUGGUACCCAGCUCGUUUCCUCCCUCACAGAUGCAGCCAGGCAGUGAGCAGCCGACGGGUGCCUCAGUGUCCCAUGCAGCACAGCCACGCAGAGCAGGCGAGGGCCAGCCCCCAGGAAGCCGCUUGUGCCUGCCCGCAGUGGGACAAACCUCGGCACUGAGUGUGUCCACAGAUGCCAACGCCCCUCAGACGGAGUGAGUUGAUGACUGUUAAAUGCAACAAUAUAAAUGGCCUUGUAUUUUGUAUAUCUUUCCUUUUUUGUUUUAUUUUUCUAGCUGAUCUUUUUUACUCUAUUUUGCAAAAGUUAGCAGUCUGCAGGGUGCUUCCCCCUGGCUGGCUGGAGAAGCCCCAUGUGCCGAGCCUGGUCCGAGGUCCUCUGAGCCCCCACGUCGCCUCGCUAAGUUGCUGUGCCCUGACCCCAGUGUGGGAGGGGCCAUCAGAGCACAUGUGCCUUCUACUUGGUGAGGGCGGCAUUAUCUUGGGGAUGCAACUGCAAUAAUCAAGAAACUUAGAAAUAUUUCGGAUGAAUUAACUGAGAACGCAGUGCACUCACUGGCAUGGCCACCUGCCCUCACCUGGGGCGUGCCUCCGGCCCUGGCACUGCUCUGCCCCACCCAGUUGGUGGAAUCAUGGAAGCAGAAGAGGGGUGGUCCCUGACUCGUGUUUGUGCUGUGGAGACGCCCGCAAAGGCCAGGACACUUGCAUAGAAUGCUCCCGGCACUCUCCCGUCUCCAGGGCUGUGUGUAAGAGUCAGUGACAGAACUGUACGCAGCGUGCAAGAGACAACUGCCAUCACUGCCACCUUGAAGGGCAGCCUGGGCACAUACUGUCGAGGGACAAGGAACUUGCUGACAGCAGAAGGCUUCAUGCCACAUGCUUCGGUCUGUAUACAGUCCAAAUCCGGCAAAGUGGCACGCAACACUGUCCAGGGGUUCACUGCACAUGGCAAAGCUGUCCUAGAGGGUAAGGAUGACAAAUGCCUGUGCAGGAGGGAGGUCGCCUCUGGGAACCCUGGGGGAAGCAGGAGGGAUGUGUUCCAGCUUUCCUGGGUGCCUGUCUGGCCUCUCUCUGCCCAGAGCCCGCCCCCACAGCAGCAGACACUGGACGGGGUCCCAGGCCAAGGAGCACUCCACUCAGUAGGGUGUGGGGGCUUCCCUCCUUUCAGGAGCUCAUAGAGUGAGGGGGCCCAGGGAUCAGCAUGCAGCUUUCACCCCCAGCCCCAUCUGGGACCAGCGUGCACUUUCAUCCCCAGCCGCCGUCUCUGCUUCUGGCCCUGCCGGGACUUGGGGCUGCCUGCGCAUUAAAUGGCCCAGGUCUGUGUCCUGGUUACUCAAGCCUGAGAGAGCUGCCACCCUUGUAGGUCAUGGCUGCAGGAAAUCAGGCUGUCCCCCAGGUCUAGGUGGGUCUGCCAAAAUGCCCCGAGACGUGAGCAGGGCCGUGAGGUCAGCCCUGGGUGGCGCCGCUCCUCCUGCUCGUGUGCCCAGAUCAAUCGGCUGCCCCCGCUGGAAGGGGACGCUGUCCCUGCUGGGGUCCGGAGCCCACUUCGGGCUCCCUCUCUAACCAACAGUGGCUCCCUGGAGACUCUACAUGCCCCACCCUUGCCCUCUGCUCCACUGCUGGGACCACCUUUGCUCUCAAGGACUGUGGACACCGGUGAAGAGGGGCACCCGGUCGAUGCCAGCUGGACUCCGUCCACCCCUCGAGAGCCAGGGCGUUGGGCUCACUGUCUUCCCCAGAGGAAGCCUCGCUGGGGCCACGGGAGGCUCGGGCCUCUGUUCCUCCGGCACAUUCUGGCACGGUGGCAGGGGAGGCUCCUUAGGAGGAUGAGGGGACGGAGAAGGCCCCAGGGGUCUCCUGCAGGCAGCAGUGUUUGCUCUGCAGGGCCUGGAGGUUCAGGCAGGGAGGUGGAGGCGACUACAUGUGGACGCAGGUUAAAGGACAAGGAUUCUGAACAUGCCGGGGCUGGGUCCCGGCACCAUCAGAGCCAAGUCACCGGCUCCCUCGGGGAGGAGAGAGCUGUGAGGGCUGAGUCACCGGUGGGCUGGAGUGGAGGGGAGGAUAGGGCGACAGGUGAGGACACUUCAGGCCGGGCAGGCUUCCAGCGUGCGGAAGGGGCCGGUGGGUCAGAUGGGGGGUAGGGUGGAGGCACUGGCUGCGUGGCUUCAGCAGGCAUCACCCUGGAAUGUGCUGGAAUAACAAGCAGAGGCGGCGUGGAGCAGGAUGGAGGGCAGAAGUGCAGAGAUAGGAGUGUGUGAUCCUGGGUGGAGGCGCUGACGCCUGGCCGGCGGAGACGACACUUCUGGAGCCUCGCUGAGGCUGGAUCCCAGGCUCAAGGGGCGGGCCCACCACGGGGGACCCCAGGUCACAACAAGGGGCAGCUCAGAGCAGGGUGGGGGCCCCCAGGCCACCCAGGAGUGGAAGUGGCUCGUGAUGCUGUGGGUGCUGCGCUGUGAGGGGCUCCUGGUCCUGCCGGCCUCCCAGCUACACGUGGCCCACUCGCCUCCACAGCCGCCAAGCCUCCCUUGGGGCUCCUGCUCUCGGGGCUGGGCUGGAGGGGCCUGGGAGUCCCAGCGGGCGAGAAAGCCGGGCCCAGGGGAGAGCAGCAUGCUGGGUCAGGAGACCGGUCGGGGGCUCGGCCGGGCCUGGAGUCCAGCGGGCAGGGGCUGGCAGGGAGUGGGCAGGGUGCCCGCCACCCCGAGGGCCACCAGGGAAGACCAUCUGGAUUGGGUUUGCGGUGGAGGCUCGCCAGCAGUGUUUUGACUCCAGGCAGGUUUCAGAGUGUGAACGGCCCCCGUGUCAUCUGCUGGGUCCCUCUGCCAGAGGGUUUCUGAAAGACAGAUGGCCACACGCGGAAGCUGUCGGCGGCGUGUGGGCCCAGCGAUGACGGGGGUGCGAAUCCUGCUCUUCCUCCCUCGGCAGCCAGCGGUCUCUCAGUCCUCUCCCGUGUUCUCACUGUACCCUAGAAAGCAAAGCCCGAGCUCCUCAGCAUGCUGUGGGGGCGAGUGGGCAGAGCCAGGCGUCCUGCGGGCACACAUGGCUGUCCCUGUGCCUCCAUGAGCGGGGAGGGGCGCUGGCGGGAGCCCCCACACAGGCAGCCUCCCCACCUGGGACCCCACACAGGCGGCCUCCCCACCUGGGACCCCACCCAGGCCUCCUGACCUCAUGGGGCUGGGCUUGGCUACAGGAGGGCGCUUUGCGUGGAACCUGAACCUGGCCUGGCUUUGCCUCCGUGGUUUUCGGCACAGGGGGAGGGGCCGGCUGAAUUCCUCCGCAGGAUCCAAGGGGCUGUGCAGACACGGGCCGUGACUGCUGGGUCCUCCGUGGAGAAAAUCAAUACCAAGUUGGAGUGAGUCCCCAGGGUUCAUGUAUCACUCUGCACCCGGAAGGAACUUUCUGGAAAUGCAAUACAUCCCUGCAAAGUGGGACUCAGGGCUCUUUCCUGUCACUGUGCAGAAGGCAAGGUCUCAAAGGGAGAAGAUCGGAAGGCUGGGAGCCCGGGAGCCCGCCUGGGAGCCUGCCUGGGCCUGGGUCUCCCCUCAGGGCUGAGGAGCCCCGGGCCCAGCGCCCACGGUCGCUGUAGCCAAGCUCACAGGCCCCACCUCCUGCCUGGCCAUGCUUUUGCCCACGUGGGCUGCAGCCAGGGCCUGGUCGCCACCCUCCCCAAUGUGGCCCUGAGGCCAGUCCUGUGCUGGCCUGUAUUGACACGCCGGCUCACUCAAAUCGAUUCUUGUCAAAGCCGUCGUGGAAAGAACAGCUUUCAAAAUAGAGCCCAAGAAGACGUGGGCUUCCACUGUGAGAGCCUGGGUGCUGGCGGGCUGCCCAGGGUGCCUCCUCUCUCUCCAGCCGGGCGUGGAGCUCCACGAGCAGCUCCUGGCUGUUGCAGGGCUGUGAGAUGUUCUCGUUUGUUCAGCCGGAAGGUCUAGAGAAAGGGGCUGAGGGGGACGUCUGAGCACCCAGCCUUGAGGAGGAGGCCAGGACUGAGGCCUGGGUUCAUUCCUAAUGUGUCCCGAGGACAAGCACAUGGAACGGGCUGUGUUCUGGCUGCAGACCGGCCUGGGAGCGCCCUCGCUGGCCUGGGAACGGGCAGGCUGCGGGGCAGAGGGCAAUGGACCUUCUGCCUAGGUGCGAGGGGCUGGUGUGCAGCUCCGCGCCCCGGGGACCCCAUCCCAGCCCCUCAGCCAGCCCCUCUGCAGUGGCAGUUUUCUCUUCCUGCCAAGACCUUGGACGGAGUCUGCACCCAUCCCUGCACGUGGCAGAGACAAAACCCACAAUCAGAUACACAGGAAGGGCCGGGGUCCUGCCACCUGCACGUUAGACCCUGAGGGUGACGUUUGCUCUUUGAUCCUCUGGUCCUUUGCGCUCCGGGGGCCUCUGCCUGGCAUGGAAAUGUUGAUUCUUCCCUGUCUGCCUAAGACAGUGUGAUUUUCAGACUAGCAGAGGAGGAAAUGUCCGGCGGCUGUCCUGUGGGGGUCCACCCACCCUCGAGACUGUCAUGGGCCGCGUGUCUCCCCCGGAGGCUGUCCUAUCCUAUCGGGCUCUACCCACCCUCAAUACUGUUAUGAGCCACGUGUCUCCCCCCUGGGCGGCUGUCCUAUCCUAUGGGGGUCCACCCACCCUCGAUACUGUUAGGGGCCACGUGUCUCCCCACUGGGCGGCUGUCCUAUCCUAUGAGGGCCCACCCACCCUUGAUACUGUUAGGGGCCGUGUGUCUCCCCCAGAUCUGUAUGCUGCAGCCCUAAGCCCCAAUGCCUCCGCAAGGGACCUUACUUGGAGAUGGGGUCCUCACAGAGGUGGUUAAGGUAACAUGAGGCUGGUGGGGUGGCCCUGGCCCAAUCUGCCUGGUGUCCUUAUACGGAGAGGAGAUGAGGACACAGACCCACACAGAGGGAUGGCCUUGUGAGGACAGUAGCAGGAGACAGAGCCAAGGAGAGAGGCCUCAGGAGCCAGCGGAGCCGCACCCUGACCCUGGAUUCCACCUCCUGAAUGGUGAGAGAGCCAUUCAGGCUCUCUCUGUUGAAGCCCCCAGGCUGUGGGACUUGUUACAGUGACCCGGGAACUCACACGAUAGUCACAGCACAUUACAGCUGACAAAGUGAGCUCCUUCCGUGGAGACGCUCCUCCCAGCAUUCCGGUGAGGUGGGGGCUGGCACGUCACCCCCACUCUGGAUGAAGAGGCCGCAUCAGGCGGGAUGGGCUUGGCUACGCUGCAGUCACAAACAGCCCCACAGCUCACCAUGGGCUACAGCACAAGUUCAUUGCCUGCACUUCGGGGUGGGCACCCACUUGCCCCUGUUCCAGCCGCUGUGCUUGGCGUGGCUCCCUCCUCACCAGGACCUGUGACUGUGACGCAUCAGAGGAGGAGGUGCUAGGUGGAGACAACGUGGAGACUGAGGGUGAGACUGGAGGAGGGGAAGCCCCCGUUUCUUAUUGAGAGCCCUACGGGGUCAGGCCAAGGAGCGCAGGUGGCUGUGCGGGAAGGAGCUGCACUCUGCUAGGUGUGGGGGCUUCCCACCUGCGCUCCCAGGUGAGCCGUGGCCAUGCCACCAGGCCCCUCAACCCUGUGCCUGCCAUGCGGCCCUCUCGAAGGACCUCUGGAUAUGUCUGGGGAGUCCUGCUCAGCCUGGCCCCAGUGGAGUCUCUGCAGCAAAUAAGCACACAGCAGCAGCAGUCACUGCACCUGUGGCCCUGAGAGGCUGUGAGCACACAACAUCCUGGCUGGAAAGAGGGGAGGCCUGGGGUCCGGGCAGCUUGCGGGGCCAGCUGUGCACCCAGUGACAUCCUCAUCACCACCCACGCCGAGCACAGCAGAGACCCCGAGCCGAGGGCAGAAGGAGCACACGGUCACAGGAAACCUUUCCUUCCAGUUCUCUGUGCCUGCACCCAGCACUUCGUGUCUAGGGAUGAAUUUAAUCUGCACGGUGACCUCUGAGGUGGGCACUGCCACUGUCCCAGCUCUAUAGACACGGAGUGUGGCGGGCAACAUAGGAAACAGCAAGCCUUUGAGCGGAGGGGGGUCUGGCUGUGGCUUCCCCUCUUUGUUGAAUGGUGUCCCCACAGAAAGAUCUGUCUGUGUCCCAGAACCUGUAAAGAUGACCUUAUUUGAAAAAAGGGUCUUUGCAGAUAUAAUCAGGUCAAGACCUGGCAGCGUGAUCGUCCUGGGCUGUCAGGCUGGACCACAGCGCCUGGUGUGAAGGACAAGCGCCUUCAUGAAGAGAAGAGAAAACCCAGGGAGAGCCACAUGGAGAGGGGCCGAGGCCGUGGGAGGGCCAGGCAGGGACUGGAGGGAGGCAGCCACAAGCCAAGGAACGCCUGGGCCACCAGAAGCUGCCAGAGACAAGGAAGAUCCCCCUCUAGCGCCUCUGGAGGGAGUGCAGCCCUGCCCACAGCUUAAUUUGGGGCUUCUGGUCCCCAGAGCUGUAAGGGAAUCAGUAUCUGUUGUUGAGGCCACCUGGCUUGUUGCAAGAGCCCCAGGACACGCGCCCACUUGGCCACGUUGCCCAGGCGGUUGUGGUCGAGUGCCCAGGGUUCCGGCCCCAGCGCCUGCACUCCUGACCACACAGGAGGUUGACGCCUGCCGGGAAGUCUGCUCACGGCACCCUCUCUCUUUCCGGAUUCCAGUGCUUCCUGCGGUGCUCUGUGCAAAGGAGUGCUGCCGGCUCCCAUCCCCAGCCUCUCAGGGCUGGGAGGUGACAUCCAGCAGCAAGCAGGGGCCCCGCUGUCUGCGACAGCGUGGCUGAGAGUUGGUGCCGGCCAGGUGUGUUGGCUCAUGCCUGUAAUCCCAGCGCUUUGGGAGGCUAAGGUGGGAGGAUGGCUUGAACCCAGGAGUUCAAGGCUACAAUGAGCUAUGCUUGCACCACUGCACUCCAGCCUGGGCGAAUGUGAGACCGUUUCUAUAAAAUACAAUAGAGAGACGGCGAGUCGGUGCCACACGAUUGGCCCUUGGUGUGUUUUCCCUGCCCAUCAGAGCUACCCCAAGGAACUGAGUGAGCAAAUGUGUGCCUGUCUGCUCACCUGCUUAAGAUGCAAAGUGUCGAAAGCAGGGCCCCACCCAGCAUCUUCCCCUCCCGCAGGUGCCUGGCACGCUGGGCUCCUGCCGCCACAAACCGACGUGACUUGGUGAACGUAAGUGAGCACUGGCUGACCGGAUCAUGUUUAAAGGAAUCCUUUAGGGGAACCACUCUGCAAAGAAAGUAACCCUCAGUAACUCGCUUUUAGUUAUAUGUGGACUUCACCUUAUCCGGCUUCCAUAAGGUGGAUUUGCAGAAAGCCGGGGCGGUGGCGCGGCGGGAGGCGUGGGAGCUGGUGGGAUUCUCCGCAGGUGCUGCUGGGCCGGGCAGUGGCUCCGGUGGGGGGCGCUGUGUCUCCAGGCCCUGACCUGGCUCCCGCUGGGCCGGCUGUGGCAGGGAAGAGCCAUUUUUCAUGGCAGGGGGGUGGCUUCACACCGGCCCAAGUGCCAGUAUGUUCCACAGUUCUUUUUGCUGACGGAAUCAGCCAUCAGCUCAGCCCAGGUGACUUCCAACCUAAUCUAAACAAGGUGGGGUCGGUGGACUCAGCUCUCACAAAGAAAGACACGGUGACGUCGGGCGUGGCCACGUGAGGCAGGGGUGGGGAGAGGCUGACAGCCUCUGCCUCUCCCUCCACCGGCACCGCCCGCCCCAAGCUCACGUGGCCCUUGCGGACGUCAUUCCUUCACUGGGUCGUGCCAAGCAGCAGGGGUGCGGCUGUCCCAGUCCUCACGCCCUGCCCUCCUCGGGCAGCCUGGGUGUCCGCUCCUGCACUCAGAGCACUCCCCGCCAGGCACCCCCCGCCAGGCACCCCCCAUCCACACCCAAAGGCAGGCCCAGGCACAUGGCUUGGGUGACAGAGUCUGUUUGGGGCGAUGCCUGCAAGCCCUGUGGGAAAUCGGGGUGGAGGGAGCGGGCGGGGCCGAGCGGCCGCGGGAACGAGCAGUGCCCUGCCUCCAAGGGAGCCCCGGGUCCUCUCCCCACUGGCUGGCCCUGUCGUGGACAUGAGCUCUCAGGUUUCUGACGGGCUGAGCGUAGUGGCUGAGGGCUCCCUCAGGCAGGGGCAGGUGGGCUUGGGCCAAAGAGAAACCUCUUCCCCGAUAGGGGACACAGCAGACAGCCACCAGGAGCCGGAGUGGAGGGGCCAGGCUGUGCUCAGCCUCACGACACACUGGCGUUCGCUCAAGCUCAUGGCUGGCGUUUAGGAGGGCACCGCGAGCACCUACUGAGCUGGGAUGAGGUCGGAGGCUGCCCCUGCCCAGUGAGAUGAAUGCCCCGGGGCCAUGUGGGCUCUUGGCCGGGUGGUGCCAGGAUGUGCCUGGAUUUCAGAGUAGGUGGUCAGGGGUGGCCACCUGCUGGGAGUCUGGACCGUGGAGCCGGGGCGACUGGGCUUCAGCUUCAGUGGCUGCACAACAUCCAAAAGCAGGGGGCCCUUGAGGACCCAGCCCUGCUCUCCGGGCAGUGGGCACUUGGCCCCAGCGCCCCCCCUUUCUCGGUGCGAGGCCGAGCAUCUCCCAAGUCUGGUGCCCACCCGGCUGCCUUGGCCUCUGCCCACUCCAAGCCAGCUCUUACUCCGCCACAGGCCCGGCCCCUCUCACUUCCAGCCUGGGCCCCACUGUCACUUCCCAUCAUCUCCCUCCUGGGUGACAGCCUUGGGAAGGGUCUCUGGCCUAGACUCUGAUCCCAGGACACGGCCCUUCCUGCUCCUUGGUGGCCUUCCUGGGCCUCCAAGUCCGCGACCAUACCCAUGACCUGCUGCCCGCUGCUGGUGGGCCUCAGAUUUCCCGGAAAGAGGGAAGAGGCUCAGACCAGCCCAUAGCAGCUUUCCAGGUGAGGCCGUGAUCAUGAGCAGUCCAGGGUCCGCUGCCUGGUGGGGGCGGGACCGCAGGCUGGGCAGGGACAGCAGGCAGGGGUCCCUCCCCCCACACAGCCCCCCCUCCUGUGCGGGGCUCUGGGGUCCUGCCUUACAGGGGUCCUGUGUCACCUCAGUGGGGAGCAGGAGAUGGGCCCGGGGCUCGGGGCUGCCAUCUCCACUGCAUGGUCUGGGGCUGAGCUGUCGUGGAGCAACUCGGGCCACAUGUUUGUAAUUUGGGGACAAUUCUGUCUUCCUGUAAUUUUAUUGUAUUUAGUAAAUGCGGUUUAAUUUUCUUCCUGUA
This is a messenger RNA of Homo sapiens (human), 17167 nucleotides long. RefSeq names its product heat shock transcription factor 2 binding protein (gene HSF2BP). Gene Ontology annotation, cellular component: chromosome; cytoplasm. The coding region runs from base 328 to 1350 and encodes 340 amino acids. Gene Ontology annotation, biological process: spermatogenesis; female meiosis I; double-strand break repair involved in meiotic recombination. The record is from RefSeq and is a predicted model, not a curated record. NCBI's taxonomy places the organism in Eukaryota, Metazoa, Chordata, Mammalia, Primates, Hominidae. The transcript has 10 exons.